Megalops cyprinoides (Indo-Pacific tarpon) is the source of this 2027-nucleotide messenger RNA. It is a transcript of the gene mettl25, whose product is annotated as methyltransferase like 25. The transcript has 12 exons. Lineage: Eukaryota; Metazoa; Chordata; Actinopteri; Elopiformes; Megalopidae. The coding region runs from base 90 to 1997 and encodes 635 amino acids. The record is from RefSeq and is a predicted model, not a curated record.
AUGUGUGCCUCCCAAACGUCAUAGUCUCGGUUCAACUACUAGUGCCUACUAGAAAGACCGACGCUUCCGAGUCGUUCUGAAGUUGUGGGAUGUCGACGCUGAAGAUGUCUUAUCUGGAAUCAAUAGAUAUUCCUCUCGUUUUGAUUAAGCGAAAACUCAGUCACAUUAAAGAAUUUCUCGAGAUUUCGCUUAGUAUUGCCAACGCACACACCGUCGAUUUCUACACUCAUCAUGUUUGGGAUGAGUUUAUCGCUGUGCCCCCCCAGAGUGUGUUAUCUGUUAUCAAUUCCAGUUGUGUACAGAGAAUGACGGCAGAUCGUAAGAGAAACACCAGUUGCACGAGGAGCUCAGUAGGAAGGGACAAGACGAGAUACGGGUUCUGUGACGAAUCUAAGAGACUGGUCGACGUAGCAGCACUCCUUGAUGCGGCGAAAGGCCAUGCGCUGGCCGGCUUGGAAGUCUGCGUGCCUCUAUCCCAGCUGCUGCGGACUAUACAAGGACAAGACGAGCUCCUCCCGGCUGAAGAAGAUGUGCCGCUGGAGCCUGAUGAGUUUAUGAACUCCAAGAAGUCGCAUGAGGUGCAGAUCCUGUCCAAGCUGGUAGCCAGUUUAGCCAAGCACUGCCGGGUCCAGCAGGUGAUAGACGUGGGCUCUGGCAAAGGCUACCUGUGCUCUUUCCUGUCGAUGCGGUAUGGCCUUAAAGUUUAUGGCAUAGACUCAUCCAGCUCCAACACCCAUGGAGCACAGGAGCGGAACAGAAAGCUGAAGAGGUUCUCCAAGGCAUACCGGAGGCAUGGCAGAGCCAGGCUGCAGGGAGGCGGAGCUGUGGGCAAGGGGAAGGAGGGCAAAGGGACACAGGGAGAGAGUGACAGUACCACCGGUAGUGGACUGCAGUCAGACAGAAAUGUGGAAGGGUUGGUGCCAGUACAUGAGGUGACUGUUGUGGAGGUACCCUUCGUGGAGGUGCCCACGGACUCACCUGCACCCUCUGAAGAUGAGGAGGCCCUGGCAAGCGCAUGGUCCAUGGAUCUGGGUGGCCCCGACCCAGAAAACCCAUUCAUUGGCAUCCUCUCACCUGAGCUGUCAGAGCAGCCCUGCCCUCGGGUUCCCCCAAGCGAGCUGAGUGCUGAGGAGAGAGAGAGGAGGAAGCGGGAGAACCUGGAGAGGAAGAGUGCCAGGGGUGGCAGCGAUGGUGCCCUGUACUCACCUCUGACCUCCUAUGUUACUGCGGAAACUGAGCUUCGUGACAUUAUCACAGAAUUGGAGGAUGCACUUGUGGUGGGCCUGCACACGUGCGGGGACCUGGCCUCCAGCACACUGCGCAUGUUUGUGUCCAGGCAGGAGCUGCGGGCUGUCUGCAGUGUGGGGUGCUGCUACCACCUUCUGUCGGAGGAGUUUGAUCAGCUGAGGCAGGGCAGCCACGCAGGUAACCACAGAGAACAUCGCCGUGGUCCAUGGGGGUUCCCCAUGAGCCAGUUUCUGAGAGACCAAGCUGGCUUCUGUGGACGAAAUGCCAGGAUGUCAGCAUGUCUGGCUCUGGAGAGAGUGGCAGCUGGUCAAGGGCUCCCAACGGAGUCCCUCUUUUACCGGGCUGUCCUCCAUGUGAUAUUACGGGACCAUUACAAAGCAAUUAAAAGCGAGAAGAGGGUGGGGAAUGUCUACUCCAAAGCCACCUCCUUUGUGGACUAUGUGCGGAGGGCCCUCAAGAAGCUGGACUUGGAUGAGGCAAAGCUUUCAGACAGCCUCAUCCAGGACUACCACGACAAGUACCGGCCACGGAUGCAGGAGAUGGAAGCCUUCAACAUGCUGAAGGUGUCCUUGGCUCCUUGCAUUGAGGGCUUGAUACUCUUGGAUCGUCUCUGCUAUCUGAAGGAACAGGAGAACACUGCCUUUUCUGCGCUAGUGCAGCUGUUUGAUCCUCUGAGGUCACCACGGUGCUACGGAAUCAUCAGCAUCAAGAAACAAAGGACCAUGUUAACUUUAAAGCAUCAAUUUUAGCAGGAGGGACCUUUUUUACGUUUUUUACGU